AUGAGUGUAAAUGUUGGAUCACUUCAUCGUCUUAGAGAUAGCAGUCUCUUCCCAUGCAUUGUGGGAGUAACGAAGAAUGAAAUACUAUGGAGGUCUUUAAGUGAAUUAGGAGUCGGAACAGUAAUAAAACAGAUAAGCUUUAAGAAUAUUAUCGGAACCACUUCCCUGUCAGAUAUUAAUGGUGUGAGGUGGCUCACUGAUUUGUCUGGGUCGUUCCAGAAGAAAGAGGCUAGUACUUCCUGUGGAUUCACUAUUUGGAGCAUCACGCCAACAAAGAAGUAUAGUUGGGGAGUUCGUUGCUCCACAUUUUACUGUGUCCGCGACCAACAGGUGUCUGACUGGGUGGGUUUUUUAAAUAGCAGUGUAUUGAAGACAAAUCCUUCACGUCCACGCAAUUUGUUGGUUUUCAUCAAUCCUUUAAGCGGAGCAAAGAAAGCACAGCAAAUAUAUACUCACCAAGUAGCACCAUUAUUUUAUCUAGCCAACAUUCAAACGAAAGUUAUUGCUACGACAUCUCGGGAUCAUGCGACAGAUUAUCUCAUUGAAAACUCAUUGGAUUCUUAUGAUGGAGUAAUUUGUGUCGGUGGCGAUGGAUUUUUAGCAGAAGCUGUUCAAGGUUUAUUGUUACACGAAAGACGCAAGUUCAGUCUACCUUUAUUUUCGGGACAUAAACCUGGAGAAAUUGAAUUAAAACCAACAAUUCGACUUGGAGUUAUUCCGGCAGGUUCAACAGAUUCUGCCUCAUAUUCUGUUCAUGGUACCAAUGACGUUGUAACUGCGGCUCUUCAUAUAAUUUCUGGUGAUGAUAUUAGUUUGGAUGUUGUCGCUGUACAUGCGGAUGACGAUGGAACAUUUAUUCGUUACGUGCUAACGAUGUUAGGCUAUGGAUUUCAUUCUGAUCUUUUACGUAAUGAUGAUAAACGACGUUGGAUGGGUUCUCAAAGAUAUAAUUAUUCUGGCUUCAAGACACUUUUACAACACGCAUCAUAUCAUGGUGAAAUAUCUUUCUACCGUGUUCGGAUCCAAACAACCUAUCAUCUAACGGUAUUGUUUGUAAUAGUGGAUGUCCCGUUUGUGAAUCAAAUAUUUAUCACCAUACUGACGAUUCAUUGCCUGUCGAUUAUUCACUGA
This is a messenger RNA of Schistosoma mattheei, 1131 nucleotides long. The record is from the annotation of a GenBank genome assembly. Lineage: Eukaryota; Metazoa; Platyhelminthes; Trematoda; Strigeidida; Schistosomatidae.